This is a messenger RNA of Fusarium graminearum PH-1, 2979 nucleotides long. RefSeq lists its product as uncharacterized. The transcript is spliced from 2 exons. Gene Ontology annotation, cellular component: nucleus. NCBI's taxonomy places the organism in Eukaryota, Fungi, Ascomycota, Sordariomycetes, Hypocreales, Nectriaceae. Bases 1 to 2979 code for a protein of 992 amino acids. The record is from RefSeq and is a predicted model, not a curated record. Gene Ontology annotation, molecular function: histone binding; protein heterodimerization activity; DNA binding.
AUGGAGCCGCCUACAAAGAAGAGACGGCAUGGCCCUUCGCCCCCAAAGGCCGCUCAAGAUGAAGACGACGACGACGAGCUGGCUUCACACCCGCAGGAGAUUAAAAUCCGAAGGGAUCCGGACAUUCAGCUUGCACUAAAGCGGGUGAAUGCUAAUCAAAAACUCCAUGCCACCAUGGCUCACAUCAUCGAAAAGUACAGUCGCGACUUUGAAGGCAUUGGAGACGAAAUCGACAUGGCAACAGGAGAGAUCGUGGUGAACAACGGCCACUUGCGCAAUAUGCGCGAUGAGGGCGAUGUCGAAGGUCUUUGGGUGGAAGGCGAAAGCAACAUCGAUGAAGACGAAGGAAUCCUGCUUGAAGAUCUCACCGACGAAUAUUCCGACAAUGAAGAACAAGCCAAUGAAAUUCAUCAUUCUCAAACCGACAAUGAGAAUAGUCAGGCAUCGAGCACAAAAGAAAGCGACACAGAGACACACCGGCAAGAUCAGAAUGUUAUUAUUGAUGAAGCGUCUAAUAAUGUUUCAAACAUCGCCAGCAGUCAAAAUGAUGCGCCACACGACGAGACCACGGUGCUACCCCAUGGACUGCCUCAAGACGAUUCUCAACUGAGUCCCCCAUCAUUUGGUCCUGGACCUCCACCAGGCUUCGGGAUACCUCACCCAACUUUUGGGCCAUGGGGAAUGAUGCCUGGAUUCCCUAUGCAGGCUUGGGGCCGCGAUGAUAUUCCCCCUUACUUCAAUAUGCCACCGAGUAUGCCCGGGCCAUGGUUUACAGGGGGCAGGUAUGAUACUGCCAGCAACAACGGCCAAGCUUCUAUCUGGGGUCGCAAGUGGACAAGGAAAACUAAACGAGCUGGUUCCAUGAAAGGAUCCUUCAAAAAGGUGUCUGACAAACGACCUAGUGACGCCGCUGUAGGUGUCAGCUCAGAGACUCCGGAUAACGAUCGUGGGUCUGAAUCCAAGUCCGCAGGAGGAAGCCCUAACAGACAGGAAGCUCCGUUAUCUGACCAAACCACCAACGCAAGUGAAGAGGAUGAGGACUUUUUGUGCUCUGGAACCUCGGAUGCAACGCCUAUCGUACAGCAAAAACCCAGUCUGGUCCCAUCAGGUGAUAAUGCUUUAUCCAAGAAUUACAGUUCAUAUGAUCCUCCGCACGAGACUCUUGAAGAGACCAACGGCAAUAUUGGCAAAGUGUCACAGCAGCCCGAUGAGAAUGACGAUUCUGGCCAAAGACGCUCUGGUCGGGCACGAAAACAGACAGAGUAUCUUGGCAAGAUUUCUUGGGGUGAUGCGCGGGAGUUCAAAAGAUCAGGGAAGACCUUUACAAUACAAAUACACGGGGCCGAUCCGUCUUUGCGGGAAGAGUACCAGUCUGUUGAUCUCGCCAAUGACGAAACUGAAGGCGAGGUUUUUUUACCUUCUGAGCAGACAAGAAAAGGUUCGCGAUUGUUAGAGGAGGUAGGAACGAAAGUGACUUCCGAAAAACUGGUCGUUCCAGACUCACAGGACACGGCAACUUCAUUUAACAGUAGCGCUCCUCAGGCAGCACAAUCCAAGAACGUCGAGGAACCAAGUCCACUUAUUCAAACCAUGAUUCCGACAAUGGAACUCUCAGACGAUGAGGCACCGCUCGCUCUAUCGAGAAUCAGAGUCCCCAAGCGGCAAAUCGCAGCUCCAGUGGCGGUCUCUCCUGUAUCUAGCCUGCUAACAGAACAAGACGAACGCUCUACUGAACCCGCUAAUGCCACGAGCGCUCCACUGAAGAGCAACAACGAACCAUCCCCUGAGGCUGAAAUCACAGUUGACGUGGUAGAUGGCACUAUGCAGCUACUCAAGCGAAAGCGUGGGAGGCCAAAAGGCUCAACCUCUGCCGCGAAAGCAACGCCGUCUAAAACUCCUGUUCCGGUACGAACCAAAGAGAUCGAACCUACGUCGCCCACCUUUAUCGUUGUAUCCCUGGCUGAUCACCUUCCUGAAUCCACAAAGCGAAAACGGGGAAGGCCUAGAAAAUCGGUUGGUGCGACUUCCACUGUUCAAGAUGAAGAAAACAACCCCACGAAAGAACUCGCAAACGUCGAUGAUGUGGUCUCUGAAAGCGAUCAUCAAGGACCAGUUAAUGAAAUCUCGAGCAACGAAGUUUCUGGGAAACCGCCUCCCCUAUCCAAUGAACUCAAAUGGCUUCUCAAAACUAAACCCAAAGAUUUUACUACCGAUAGAGCAUGUGACACAUUUUUAUAUAAGUUUGUCCAUCCUCGAAAACCGAAGGAGAUAUUGCAGCAAGCCAAAGACGACGAGCCAGGGUCUCAAGUUACACAAGAAACGAAGGAAGUUCCCAAAGAUAUAGAGGAUGAUCUAAAGGAACAAACCAUACUUUACAAGCCACAAGCACCAAUGCAAGAAGCCGACACUAGCAUGGAAGAUGUUACAGAAACUCGCGAAGACUCUGAAUCGGGCCAACAUGAUCAAACAUCACCCAGCAGUUCUUCUCCCCCCUAUCACGGUGACGGAACUCCUGGUGACGAUGAAUCUCCAGAAGUUGAUGAGCCUAUCGAACAUGGCACUCCUAUACCUCACAUAAUUAGCGAUGAUGAAGCUAUUGAGAGUGAAGGGUCUCUUCCUCCUCUGCCACAGGAUGCCCUUAUCCAGGAAGCGCCGACGCUACGGAAACCGAAACAAAUGAGGAGCUCUUUUAUAGAACCGCCAUCAAGUUCUCAAAAACCCCGUACUCCCCGCCACAAAUCCAUUCGCACAAAUCAGGCUCCAUCUUCACGCCGUUCCCUUCUCUCAUUUGUAUCGGAUUCAGAAUCAGACAAUGAGGGGUCCCGGGAUGAGCUGAUUCGAAGAGUAAAAUCCCAUUCCAAGUCAGCAAGUGUCCGCCCUUCAUCAAGGAAGAUCCGGAGACCUGCUACUCUGACCAGAGAAAUUUAUAGGACGCCCAGACCAUUGGCAGCGGAUUGGGCAUGUAGAAGAGGGAAUUAG